This is a messenger RNA of Puma concolor (puma), 932 nucleotides long. The record is from RefSeq and is a predicted model, not a curated record. Lineage: Eukaryota; Metazoa; Chordata; Mammalia; Carnivora; Felidae.
UCCGGCGGCUCGCACAGCGGCUCUCAGGGCGUCCGGCCCUCCGGGGUGUAUUUCUGGCUGCCAUGGCCGCCCUCGGCUUGCGGGCCUUCGGGACAAAGGGGCUCGGCUGGCUCCGGCGCAACCCGUGGGCCCCGCUCUCCGCCGGCUUCUGCAGCAGGGGGCCCGGGCCGCGACCCACCAGCGCGCGGCAGCGGGAAGGCAUCAGGAACAUUGUCUUGAGUGAUCCAAAGAAGAGGAACGCACUGUCAUUAGCGAUGCUGAAAUCUCUCCAAAGUGACCUUCUUCACGAAGCGGACAGCAAAGACCUCAAAGUCGUUAUCAUCUCAGCGGAGGGGCCUGUAUUUUCUUCUGGGCAUGACUUAAAGGAGCUGACGGAUGAGCAGAGCCCGGAUUAUCAUGCCGAAGUAUUUCAGACCUGUUCUGAGGUCAUGAUGCUGAUCCAGAACCACCCGGUCCCCGUCAUCGCCAUGGUGAACGGCUUGGCCACCGCCGCCGGCUGUCAGCUGGUUGCCAGCUGUGACAUUGCCGUGGCGAGCGACAAGUCCUCUUUUGCCACUCCAGGUGUGAACAUUGGGCUCUUCUGCUCCACCCCUGCGGUUGCCUUGGGGAGAACAGUGCCGAGAAAGCUGUAUCUGUAUUUUAACUGUCAAAGCAGUGCAGGUGCUGUGGUGAAGUUCCGGGCAGUCACCGCUGGCUCCGACAGGGAUGUCAACAGCCUCUUCCAGGAGCCUCUCGAAACCAGUCAGGCAGGUGCAGUGGGCAGUUUCCACAGGGACCUGGUGAUGUUCUUUCUGACCGUUAUUUUACUCAAUAUCAUGCCUGGUUACUGUGAGGAGAAGAGGUUCCACUUAGAAACCAUCCAUCUUUGCAGCAGGACAGAGCUCAGUGAUAACGCAGCUGCAUUAGGGUUCUCUGAGAAUCAGAACAAGUAG